CUGUCCGCUCGACCGCACGCGAGUACGAGAGCAGUAGUGCUUCAUCAGCAAGUAGACUAUCACGCUACCAUCGGACAUUGAGCCCUCAAAUAGUCGUUCCGGAAAUCUUCAAGCAGAGUUCGCACUUGAAAUGCCCGCCUUUCGCAGGGGAUCGCAAAGGCGCUCAACAACAAUCAUUGUUACACCAGAUCUUCUGCGCUCGACAUCGACUAGGCAUUUCUUGGAUUAAGAUUGAAAGUCGCGGGCUCAAUUCUGGGUCCUGCUUCCACUCGUCCUCUUGGCUUUGCUGAGUGGACCGGCUGACAGGAAGACCGGGGCAGCAAGGAUAGAACUAGCAAGCAGCCUCGUUACAGGCUGACAGCUGGGAGCUCUUGACCGCUCACUACUCUCACACGAAUCGCGACGCAAUCUCAGAGCAUCAUCUCAGUAACCGGCAGUCGCAGAGGCACAAGAUGGAUCCCCCAAAGUCAAACACAAGCACAGCCAACACCGGCAUCUUUGCGGCCAUUCGCCGACCAUCGCUCGCAUCAAUUUUGAGCAGCGGGAGCGCAUCCGAAAAAGCUGACGACAAGUCGAAGAGGACUCAGCCAAAACGCAAUCCAGCGUCCGCAGAUCAAAUCUUUCAAGUCCUUCUGCUCUGACAGACGGAUAUGAGCGUUGUGAAAACAAUGUUCGGUGCAGCAGCUGAAGUAAACGCCAAUAUUAGCAGGAAGAUCCAGCCGAGAGCAUACGAACGUCAAUCACUCAGAUGUAUAAGAUGGCAGCCACGCAAAAGCUGCACCAUUCGGCUCGUAUUCGAAAGCUCCAAACAGGCAAAACGAGCAAUCGUCAACCCCCAUUGAGCCUCUGAUACCAACAUUUCUCAUACACCACCACUUCCCGUCCUGAAGACUCUUAAUAAAUUCCGGGAUUCCAAAAUUCUUCCUCACAAUCCCAGGCGGAUUUCCAGUCACCUCGACAUUCAUACUUAGAUUCGCAUACCCAACUUUCUCGUCCACAUGACACGUGGUCCGAAGUUCGAGGCGAGACUUUGGGAUUCUCGGCCGUGAGCGGUUUCAAGGACUCGAAAUGCUCGCGAAAGUUGGCGCCUGAGUUCCGGCGGUGGAUGGAGGUGGCCGCCUUCGCUGCGGAAGGCGAUGUGUCGUGCGGACGAAGUCUUGUCUGAGAAGUCUCGGUCACGGAUUGUGGUCAUGGAUAUUUCGGCCACGGAGAUCAUGUAGUUUGCUAUGUCUGUGCUGUGGUGAGAAUGGGUUCAGAUAGCAAUGGCACAUCAACAGUGUUUUACCAUGCG
Molecule: messenger RNA, 1291 nt
Organism: Pseudocercospora fijiensis CIRAD86
Lineage: Eukaryota; Fungi; Ascomycota; Dothideomycetes; Mycosphaerellales; Mycosphaerellaceae
Exons: 1
Source: RefSeq, a predicted model, not a curated record